Messenger RNA from Armigeres subalbatus, 1482 nucleotides. RefSeq lists its product as uncharacterized. The coding region runs from base 1 to 1482 and encodes 493 amino acids. The transcript has 2 exons. The record is from RefSeq and is a predicted model, not a curated record. NCBI's taxonomy places the organism in Eukaryota, Metazoa, Arthropoda, Insecta, Diptera, Culicidae.
AUGCUCAUCGGAGCUGAGCUGUUUUUUGAGCUGCUAUUGACGGAACGUGUGAUGUUGAAAGAUUGCUAUGCUACACUGUGGAACACUAAGCUGGGAUGGAUAGUAACCGGAGCUUUUGACUAUGCACAUCGAACGACCACUCUAGCCAAUGUUGCUUGUAUCGAAUCCUCGGAAUCAAACCUGGACAAAAUGGUGCAACGAUUUUGGGAUCAGGAAGAAACCGCAAAUCCAGCGAAUGUAAACGCGGAAGAUCAGCAAUGUUUGGAUCACUUUGCUAGGACUCAUCGACGCGAAGAAGGACGCUUUGUAGUACGACUACCGUUCCGAGAGAAUUUGGAUCAGCUUGGCGAGUCACGUAACAUGGCGGAAAUAAGGUUUUAUCAGUUGGAGAAAAGGCUGAAGGCGAAUGGCAACUUGAAAAUGCAGUAUUCCGCCUUCAUGAACGAGUAUAUGCGUCUCGGACAUUGUGUGAAAGUCGAAGAUUUCGGUAGCCCGGGGUUUUACUUACCACACCACGCCAUCUUAAAACCAUCGAGCUCAACUACCAAACUGCGUGUGGUAUUUGACGCAUCGUCACGGUCAGAUACCAACGUCUCAUUGAACGAUGUACUGAUGAAAGGACCUACGAUCCAGGAUACCCUAGCAUCAAUAGUACUACGUGCCCGGAAGUACAAGUUCCUAUUCUCCGCAGAUGUGAUCAAAAUGUUUCGGCAGAUUCGUGUUGAUGACAAGGAUACAUGCUAUCUUAGGGUGCUUUACAGGGAAGACCCGCAAGCAAAGUUGGAUGUUUUCGAAUUGAAGACAGUGACAUACGGCACGUCAUGUGCUCCAUUUUGCGCAAUGACUAUUUUAGCAAAGCUAUUCAUUCAACAGUUGUGGUCGUUGGAGUUGCCUUGGGACGAGCCACUUCCGACUGAGCUUGAGGCUGAUUGGCGGCGCUUCAAGAACCAAUUAAAGCAAAUCAAUGAGAUUAAGAUCGUACGUUGUGUGGUGGCAGAGGAUGCCGAAACUUUCGAAGUACACGGGUUUUCGGAUGCAAGCAAGAAAGCCUACGGGGCUUGUGUAUACCUAAGAAGUUUGAGGAGUGAUGGUACGUCUGUCAUGCAUCUGAUCAGCAGCAAAACUCGAGUUUCGCCGUUACCCACGAAGCCAGGGAGCAAGAAGUCAAGAAGGCCCUAUACUGCACCGAGAGCUGAACUUUGCGGUGCUCUACUGUUGUCAAGAUUGGUAACGAAUGUGUUGAAGGCUAUAGAUAUGAAGAUCGAUAAGGUGCUCCUCUGGUGUGAUUCACAAAUCGUCUUGUGUUGGCUUAAAAGAACUCCUGACAGUCUGGAGCUUUUCGUCGGUAGCAGAGUUCGGGAAAUCCAUCUUUUGACUAAUGCGUACGAGUGGCGUUACGUCAAUACGAAUGACAAUCCCGCUGAUUUGGCUUCAACACCGUUGGAGCUGCAGUAUUCACACUCUAGUGGUACGGCCCAGUGA